AUAUUUGUUAUAGAAAUUGUAAUAAUACACAGCCUUUGCGUAUCGUAAAGAAGGUCGAUUCCUAUCAUUAGCGAUACGAUAAAACUACUGCAUGGUUGUUUGUUUAAUCGUGUUGUACGACAUAGUAUGCUCGACAAUGCGCGCUGUUUUAUGCAAUUUCAUCCACAGCGUAACCACUUAUGCCAUUCUCAGUGCAAGAAUGCUUCGAAAGCAAAGAAGAUGGCCUUGUUCAUCGAUCAGGUGUUUUGCUUCGUCAGCGACCAGUGACACGGAGUACGAUGUACCGAUAGAAAUGAUUCGUAACUUUAGUAUAAUAGCGCACGUUGACCAUGGUAAGAGUACACUUGCUGACAGAUUGCUGGAAUUAACAGGUGCUAUAAAAGUGAAUUCCGGCAAGCAAGUUUUAGACAAUCUGCAAGUGGAGAAAGAACGUGGUAUCACUGUAAAAGCUCAGACAGCGUCGUUGUCUUAUUCAUAUAGAAAUAGGAAAUAUCUUCUGAAUCUCAUAGAUACACCUGGUCAUGUAGACUUUACAGCAGAGGUUCGUCGAUCCUUGGCUCCCUGUCAAGGUGUUGUACUGCUGGUCGAUGCGAAUGAUGGUGUUCAAGCGCAAACUGUAGCGAAUUACUACCUAGCGCGAGAGAGACAACUUGUAAUUAUACCGGUUAUCAAUAAAGUGGAUCUAAAGAACGCCAAUCCGGAAAAAGUACAGGAUCAGUUACAAGCAUUGUUUGGCAUGGACGAUAUAGAUGUUAUAAAGAUAUCAGCCAAGUUGGGCAUCGGUGUCGACAAAGUUUUGGAUGCUAUAAUCGAAAGGAUUCCACCGCCUGUAGUGUCGAGAGACAAGCCAUUUCGUGCACUGGUAUUUGACAGUUGGUAUGAGAAGCACAAAGGUGCCAUUUCCUUGAUUUAUGUGAAAGAUGGUGCAUUAUCAGUCGGUGAGCAUGUUAACUUUAUGCUGUUGAAGAAGUCGUAUGAAAUUAGAAGCAUCUCUUUCCUCAGGCCUCACGCGGAGAAUAUAAAGACAAUAUAUGCAGGGCAAGUUGGUGCUAUUUCGUGCAAUAUGAAAUCACAAGAUUCUUGCAUCGGUGACACUUUACAUCUAAGACAGUGCUUCGUCGAUCCUCUAGAGAGAUUCAAACCGCCGAAGCCAAUGGUGUUUGCUGGCAUAUAUCCGAUGGAUCAGUCGCAAUUCACUUCUUUACAGGCGGCCAUCGACAAACUUGCUUUAAACGACAGUGCCGUGGCUGUGACGAUGGAGUCGAGUGUCGCACUCGGAAGAGGAUGGCGCAUUGGAUUUUUGGGAUUACUGCACAUGGAGGUAUUCGUUCAGCGUCUCGAACAAGAGUACGGUACGCAGCCGAUAGUUACAGCACCUGCAGUGACGUACAAAGCCAAAAUAUUUGGGGCGAAAAAUAUAACGAAAUAUCAAGGCGAUAUGGUGACUUUUAACAAUCCGGAGCAUUUCCCAGAUCGACAAAUCGUUGACGAAUUUUAUGAACCUACGAUCGUAGCGACUAUUAUAACACCAGUUGAAUAUAUGAGUGAAAUUGUGUCACUUUGCCGACAUAAACGAGGCAUUGAGAAAUCGAGCAAACCUAUUGGUAAUGACAGAGUCGCCCUGCAGUAUAUAAUGCCAUUGAGCGAAAUAAUUGUCGACUUCCACGACUCUUUGAAGAGCAUAAGUUCCGGUUAUGCUAGUUUCGACUAUGAAAAUCACGAUUAUCAGUCAUCUGACAUAGUAAAGUUGGAUAUUCUCUUGAAUGGAAAAAUAGCGGACGAAUUGAGUUCGAUUGUACAUAGAGAGAAGGCCUAUCAAAUGGGUAAGAAGUUGUGCGUUAAGCUUCUCGAAACCAUUCCUCGUCAGCUCUUUGAAAUAGCUAUCCAAGCAGUGAUAGGAAGUAAAGUGAUAGCGAGAGAAACUUUGAAGGCUUACAAAAAAGAUGUAACAGCCAAAUUAUACGGAGGUGACGUUACGAGAAGAAAAAAAUUACUAGCGCAACAAGCGGAAGGUAAAAAGAAAAUGAGGAUGAUUGGUAAAAUUUCGUUACCCCGAGACACUUUCAUAAACGUACUAAAGAAAUAAGAACGGAAAUUUAUCUGUCGUCACCGCGAUUUAUUGUUACGUAUUAUUUUAUCGACCGACGCUGCACUAUUUGCGUCGUUUGCGUAAAAAAUGUGACAUGAGUGUGUUGUACAAAAUUGUCCAAAAAUAUUGAAAUAUAUAAUGUGUAAAGUGAACUAUAUCUGUAAAGUGAAAUAUAUCUUGCAUUAUAUUUGA
Odontomachus brunneus is the source of this 2281-nucleotide messenger RNA. RefSeq names its product translation factor GUF1 homolog, mitochondrial (gene waw). Gene Ontology annotation, cellular component: mitochondrion. Gene Ontology annotation, biological process: positive regulation of translation. The transcript is spliced from 7 exons. Lineage: Eukaryota; Metazoa; Arthropoda; Insecta; Hymenoptera; Formicidae. The coding region runs from base 92 to 2086 and encodes 664 amino acids. Gene Ontology annotation, molecular function: GTPase activity; mitochondrial ribosome binding; GTP binding. The record is from RefSeq and is a predicted model, not a curated record.